Messenger RNA from Papilio polytes (common Mormon), 2204 nucleotides. Its product is annotated as regulator of hypoxia-inducible factor 1-like. The record is from RefSeq and is a predicted model, not a curated record. Gene Ontology annotation, molecular function: acyltransferase activity, transferring groups other than amino-acyl groups. The transcript is spliced from 13 exons. Lineage: Eukaryota; Metazoa; Arthropoda; Insecta; Lepidoptera; Papilionidae. The coding region runs from base 82 to 2022 and encodes 646 amino acids.
CCCACAACGCGUAUGCACUUGCAACACACCUUAAUGCUUAACUUAGAAGUAACUUAGCAGUCUUAGCAGUGCUUGGACGAAAUGUGGUGGUUAGUGCUUUGUGUUUUAGGUGGUGCGGUCAGUGAGAAUGUCACAGAGGUUAAAGAAGAUGUACCUGAGAUCUUCGACUACCAUUCCAUGCCAGCGCUAUCAGAACUGGAUGACUUCGAUGUCUGCUUGAGGAAACCAGACGCGGUCUACUGCAUAGUAGACUUUGAACUUCUGGAAGACGACACACCGCUGUAUCAGUUUAUAAAGAAUUUCUCAUCGAUUUCAUACACAAAUUACAAGCAUACGAAGUUACAUCGUGGUGUUUGCGGUUCCCAGCAAUGUGGACUUAAUGUGACACACGCAAAUGUCACGUUAUCUACCGCAGUGGCUUUGAGAGAGUGCUUCAACGAAACCAUACAUCAGGGAUAUGGGUUACAGGUGGAUUCAUUAUCAGUACGUUACUGUAAAACACAAGCUGAUAGACUACCGAUGGAUGUCUUGGAUUACACCAUAGGGGCUAUCUUGUUAACGCUUGUAUUUGUCAACCUGGGAUGUUCUGCGUAUCAUUUCUUUUGGCCUGCGGAGAAAGGAAGAGGAAAUAGAUUCAUGUUGGCUUUCUGCAUACAAAAAAAUUGGAAGGCUCUCAAACAUGGAGGCAGUGCUGAUGGCGGGAUAUUCAAAUGUUUCCAAGCUAUGAGAUUUUAUACAAUGGUUAUGAUUCUCGGUCUGCAUUCUAUGAUCUUCAUUGGCUAUGGUUACACGGCCAAUCCCGAGUUUAUUGAACACUCGUAUGACGACUUCUUCAAAUCUCUAUUAUUCAACGCGCGAGUUAUUGUACAAAUAUUCUUCGUUAUGGGCGGCUUCUUGAUGGCUUACAAGAUGUUCUUGUACGCGGAGACUCAUCCAUUCAGCUUCAAAACGAUACCCAUGGCUAUUGUCAAUAGAUGGGUAAGACUGAUGCCGGCUGUGCUCGUAGUAAUGGGUCUAGCGAUGACGUGGGUGCCUCAUUUAGGCUCUGGGCCGAUGUGGGAUGCCGUAGUAAAGCGGGAGAGAGACAUGUGUCGGAGUAACUGGUGGCAAUUGAUUAUACUUAUGCCUAAUCUGUUCCCAUUCGAACAUUUAUGUAUGCCGCAAGCUUGGUACCUCGGAACGGACACCCAACUCUUCUUAAUAACCCUGGUGGUCCUGUUGGUGAUUUGGCGCUGGCCGAGGACAGGGAUUCCCGUGCUGUCAGGAGUGAUGGUCGUCAGUCUCUUGAUACCAUUCCUACAGAGCUACUUCAUGGACCUAAUGCCUAUUAGAGUCAGCAUAUUCCCAGAAUCUAUUCGAGAUAUCUUCGGUUACAAUGAUACAUUUUACCAUGCCUACGUGUCGGCUCAAGGCAACUGGGCUGGUUAUCAUCUAGGAGUACUGACAGCUUACUUCUAUCAUAGAGCUCAAGCGGAAAAGUGGAAUUUAAAGGAUUCACUGUUUCUGAAGCUCUUGUUCGUGACGUCAAUCCCCAUCGCUAUGGGCACAGUACUAAUGGGCUGGGAUCUCCACCACCGCCGCGCGACUGCCUUCGAGUCUGCUGUAUUUAAUGCUCUCAACCAGAACUUCUUCGCUCUCGCUAUCUGCGUUUUUAUUAUUGGCUGCUUCUACAGAUGUAAUAAAAUAUACGUGAACUCAGUCGAAUGGGGACCACUCCAGCCUCUCGGGAGACUCUCUUACUGCGCGAUGCUACUCCAUGCGACUGUACUGAGGACAUACGGCGGCCAAAUGAGAAGGUCCUUUUAUGCCACGGAUUAUACUGCUAUCAUGCUCUUCGCUGGUAUCGUUUGUACAACCUUCCUCUUCUCUUUACCACUCUAUCUCUUCGCGGAAGCCCCUGCAUGUCAACUACAAAAGAUACUCCUCAGUCCCAGAAGACCGCAGAAGGAGGAGAAUGCGAACGGAAAUCAGGUGAAGCAAGGGUCUACCGUUUCUGUGUCUACAGUGUCUACUCAUAUUUAAAUAAAUUUAACUUCUAGAAAGUUCUUUUUGUUAAGAAUUUCAAAAGGCUUCUAGGAUUAUUGUUCUACAAUUGCUUUAAUAGAUACAUAGGUAUAAGUGAAGUGUAUUUUACUGUGAAUGGAAUCAGUCAUAUUCUUGUGUUUGUAAAUUUUUAUCAUAGUUUUUGAAAUAAAUAGUUGUUC